AUGACCAUACGUUCAUAUAGUCUUCUCUCCCUGUCCCCAUAUCCAUCAGGGGGAACCUCGGGAAAGAAACCAUCCGUAAUCAUCAAACAAGGGGAUUUUUUAGCGUUUGACGAGUUUAAGAGUGAAGAACUUGUAUUUCAUCCAGUCUCAUAUUCUUGGAAAAGCACCGCUAGACCAACUUAUAAAGUCAAUAGUAUUUUCAAUACAAGUCCAAAUAGAUUGAAAGCCAUGUACGCUGCAUCUUCUGAGUUUGGCCAAAUAGGUAGAAUUUAUUGCUCUGACAAUUCCCGGGUGAAUGGUAUAAAUGAGAAGAGCUGGGGGACGGAUAAACAUGCAAAAAGAAUCAAUCAAGCUUGUGAGGUGGUACUUUCACAAUCAAAAUGGUACCGUGUUGAAGAGGUCAAAGGUGACUUUAUCAGCUUGGUUCCAAUUCAGGAGCCUUCUGAAUGUAAUGUUGUUAGACCUUGGGAGCUGGCUAAAGAUGUUGGUCACAAGCAGAUUCUACCCCUCCUUCGAUCUUCACAAUCAAAGUCAAUACCCAUCUCAGAAGGUAAACUCCAUGUUAUAAGUAUAAACAGAUUGAGUAUGCUCACGAGAAUGGCACCACACUCAAAGGAAACCUCAGCUUGGUCAAGUCGUGGGACCAAUGAUAGCGGUACGGAUGUGUCAAGUUCUCGGACAUAA
Tremella mesenterica DSM 1558 is the source of this 684-nucleotide messenger RNA. RefSeq lists its product as uncharacterized. Lineage: Eukaryota; Fungi; Basidiomycota; Tremellomycetes; Tremellales; Tremellaceae. The coding region runs from base 1 to 684 and encodes 227 amino acids. The record is from RefSeq and is a predicted model, not a curated record. The transcript has a single exon.